Molecule: messenger RNA, 201 nt
Organism: Pisolithus orientalis
Lineage: Eukaryota; Fungi; Basidiomycota; Agaricomycetes; Boletales; Pisolithaceae
Exons: 2
Coding region: 1-201 (66 amino acids)
Source: RefSeq, a predicted model, not a curated record
AUGCCUGACCUUGCACCUACCACAAUAGUUCAGGAGGUCGCCAUCAAUCCUGAUAUCCUCCACAAUCUCCCAGGACCAUCUGUUGAUGUCAGGGUGACUGGCCAGAUGCCAAUAUAUUUGUCUUUAGGGACAGCUGCCAAUGAUGCAAAUGAGGAUGAUGCUGAUGAUGAAGGUGUUGCUACAUGGAUGGAUGUUGAUUAA